AUGAAAGUGAAUGAGGACACAGAAACUGCAGAAACUGAAAAAAUGGCCUCAGCUUCUCCAACAUUUGAUCCCAGUCUUGAUGCUCAGUGGCUUAAAUGGAAGACACAACAUGGGAAAACAUACACUCUGAGUGAAGAGGAACACAAAAGAGCAGUAUGGCAGGAGAAUAUGCGAAAAAUUGAGCUACACAAUAAAGAAUUCAGUGAGGGGAAGCAUAGCUACACCAUGGAGAUGAACGCCUUUGGUGACCUGCAUUUAAUGGAAAAAAUGCCUCCUCUUUGUCUCUUGAUACCUCUUUAUGUGGUAAUGGCCUCAGCCACUCCAACACUUGACCCUAGUUUGGAUGCUCAAUGGCUCAAUUGGAAGAGAAGUCAUGGGAAAACCUACACGGAGAGUGAAGAGCACCACAGGAGAGCCGUAUGGGAGAAGAACAUGCAGAUGAUUGAGCUGCACAAUAGGGAAUAUAGUGAGGGGAAGCACAGCUACACCAUGGAGAUGAACGCCUUUGGUGACCUGAACAGUACAGAAUUUGAGAACAUAAUGGGUGACACUGAAAUUGAGCCAAUCAGUACAGGGAAAGUAUUCCAGAAACGUCAGGUUCUUGUACUACCCAAAAUUGUGGAUUGGAGGAAGAACGGCUAUGUGGCUCCAGUAUUCAGUCAGGGACCAUGUAAAUCUUGCUGGGCUUUUAGUGUGGUUGGUGCCCUAGAAGGUCAGAUGGCCCGGAAAACAGGGAAACUGGUCUUAUUAAGUAAACAGAACCUGGUGGACUGCUCUGGAUCUCAUGGUACUCGUGGCUGCAAGGGGGGCAGAAUGUCAUACGCCAUCCAGUAUAUAAUGGACAAUGGAGGCAUUAACACAGAGAGUUCCUAUCCAUAUGAAGGAAAGGAUGGACCCUGCAGGUACAAACCUGAGAAUUCUGCUGCUAAUGUCACAGGCUUUGUGAGAUUGCCACCUCGUGAAAAUGCCCUGAUGCAUGCGGUGGCAACUGUGGGACCCAUCUCUGCUGCAGUUUUCAGUGGCCUCAACUCUUUCCAGUUCUAUAAACAAGGCAUUUAUUCUGAUCCACGAUGUGUCUCCAAGCCUCUGACACAUGCGGUUCUGGUGGUUGGCUAUGGUUUUGAAGGAGAAGAAUCAGACGGCAAAAAGUACUGGCUGAUUAAGAACAGCUGGGGUAAAAUAUGGGGCAUGCGUGGUUACAUGAAAUUAGCCAAAGACAAGAACAACCUCUGUGGAAUUGCUUCAAAAGCCAUAUAUCUCACUGUGUGA
Messenger RNA from Jaculus jaculus (lesser Egyptian jerboa), 1269 nucleotides. Its product is annotated as procathepsin L-like. Bases 1 to 1269 code for a protein of 422 amino acids. Gene Ontology annotation, molecular function: cysteine-type endopeptidase activity. The record is from RefSeq and is a predicted model, not a curated record. Lineage: Eukaryota; Metazoa; Chordata; Mammalia; Rodentia; Dipodidae. Gene Ontology annotation, biological process: immune response. The transcript has 11 exons. Gene Ontology annotation, cellular component: lysosome.